UUCGCUCAAUUCAGGAGCGAGUCACGGGAUAAACAGAUAACGCGUGGAUCUCGAUAUAAAAUCAAAAGCGAAUUUUCUCUAUCCUGCAACAAUACGAUUCCGCGAAUGAUGAGCUUCGUCUAUACGCGGAAUUGAAUGUGCUAAUUGAAUACCGAAGACGUAAUACAGAAUAAUCUACAGAGAACAAGUGCAGACAGUGUCACGCGCCUGUGGACGUCUCCUUCGUUAAAAAUGGAAGUUUGGACCAAGUAUUGCUGCGGAAAGAUGAUGUACGUUACGGUGUUCUCAUCAGUGAUAUUACUUGUAAUUGGCCUUGCCAUAGGCUUGAGCGUUAACAAUUUCAAAGGGAGCGAUGCCCUCGACUCGGCACCGCUCAUCGACGGUCACAAUGACCUGCCUUUCAACAUAUACGAGAUACUGAACAACAAUUUAGACGAAUUCGAUUUCACUAAGAACCUGACCGACGACAAACUGUGGGGUAAGAAAGCAUGCAAAUCAUGUUUCACAGACCUCCCCAGAUUGAGGAAAGGAAAAAUAGGCGCGCAAUUCUGGGUCGCGUACGUUCCCUGUUCGUCGCAGUACAUGGACGCUGUUCAACUAACGAUGAGACAGAUCGACGUUAUUAAGAGACUAGUCGUGAAGUAUUCAAACGACAUGCAAUUCGUGACGGAAGCGAAGGGCAUCGAGGAAGCGUGGAAGAAUAAAAAGAUUGGCUCGAUGAUCGGUGUCGAAGGCGGUCACUCGAUCGAUUCCAGUUUGGCGGUUCUCAGACUUUAUUACGAACUCGGUGCUCGUUAUAUGACACUGACGCACAGCUGUAACACCCCAUGGGCCGACGCGUCGACGGUGAACAACGGCUCUGUUCACAAUCUCACAGAGUUCGGCGAGGCUGUCGUGCACGAAAUGAACAGAUUAGGAAUGCUAGUCGACUUGUCGCACGUUUCUCACAACGUUAUGAGACGCGUAUUGUCAAUAACAAAGGCUCCUGUCAUAUUCUCGCAUUCUUCCGUUUUUAGUAUUUGCAAAAUUUAUCGUAACGUCCCUGAUGAUGUUUUAAACAUGGUCAAAAACAACAACGGUGUCGUGAUGGUAAAUUUCUACUCGAGUUUCGUGAACUGUAACUCGGGGAGAAACGCGACUAUGCAAGAUGUAAUAGAUCAUAUCAAUUAUAUUCGUAAGCUCAUCGGACCGGACCACGUUGGCAUCGGUGCCGACUACGACGGUGUAACAUCAGUACCGCAGGGAUUAGAGGACGUUUCUAAGUACCCUGACUUGUUCGACCGGCUGUACGAAAGUAACGUGGAACCGCGAUGGACCAAAGAGGAUCUCGAGAAACUAGCUGGGAGGAAUUUGAUUCGCGUGUUCAAAGCUGUAGAAGGAGUAAGGGACUCUUUAGCGAAAACCGAACAUCCGCGACAAGAUAUCAUAAAUGCGAAAGAUAUUUCCGAGGACCAAAAAGCGAUUAACAUGAAGCCGGGAUUGUGUUAUACCGCGAAAGAGUGGGAUGGCAUCAAAUCGACUAACAAGACGUCACAAUAAAAUUCUAUGUAUAAGACCAAUUCGUAAUUAAUAAAGAAUUUAAAUAUGUA
Molecule: messenger RNA, 1589 nt
Organism: Ceratina calcarata
Lineage: Eukaryota; Metazoa; Arthropoda; Insecta; Hymenoptera; Apidae
Product: dipeptidase 1
Exons: 11
Coding region: 232-1539 (435 amino acids)
Biological process (GO): proteolysis
Molecular function (GO): metallodipeptidase activity
Source: RefSeq, a predicted model, not a curated record